UUUGCAUAAAUUGAAUUUUGGUUUUGUCAAUAGAGAAACGAAAAAAUAAAAAAUAAAAAAAAACGUACAAAUAAUUUUCAAACAUAGUUUCUACAAUAAAUGAAAAACACUUCUUAAACGAUAAACGCUGCCCUACAGUCGAGUGGAAAAAACAUCGUAAAUACAACGGACGACAAGUGUCGUCAUCAUCGGAAACGGUAAAUCCGUCUAUAUGUAAACGACUGAAGAAAAUUUGAAUCGCAGUCUGCUGAAUAAACAAUUUGACAUUUGGCAUUAAUCCAGAUACAACAGCAGUGAUAAUGACCAUGUCGCACCUCUUCAAUGCCAUAAUUUGGAAAGAAAUUCACUUGGAAAUCUAAUUCGACCGACGUCGAUGUCUCAUGAAUCCAGAACCAGAACAAACGAUUAACAAUUCUUUUUUCUUUGCCAAAUGAAAAAAUUAAGCUGAAUUUGCUGAUUAAAUGAGAAUAAUUCAAUUGUGAACGAAAACAAAGAAGAAGAAAAAUACGAAUAAGAAGAAGAUACUCAACAGAAUAAAUACCACCGAAUAUAAUACAAUUUAAAUUUAAAAAAAAAUAAUAACAAUGUACAAAAACGAUGAAAGAAAAUUGAUCGCAACAAAAACAAGAAAACUAAAGUGAUUUUUAGUUGUAAAUGCAAAUGGCAAAUGUCUGUCAGUUGAAUUAAUGUUAAAAUUAAUUUAAAAUUCAACUGAAAGCAACGCUAAUUAGGUGAUAACUGUAAAUUAAUGAGAACACAAGUAAAAAAAUUAAUAAAGAAAAAGGAAACUGUAAAAAGAAAAUAAAGUGAACUGUAUUUUGUAAGCAAGUUCAAAUAUCAAGUGCGCACCGUAAAUUUCAAAUAAAAGAAUUAAAAACAGAGAAUACAGAGACAUUGCUCUCAAAACGGCCACACAAAAUUUAAAAUUUGUAAAAAAAUUGAAAAAAGGCAUGAACGGCCUCAUGUGAUGCAUCGUUUUACAUAGAUGGAAUAUAGCGUUAUUGAUAAAAAUGCAAAUUUUCAUAGUGUGCAAUAAUCUCAGACUUCUCAUUUAUGGAUUACUGUUCGUGACACAUUGUCAUGCAGGAAGGAUAUUUGAUGUGACUAAUAUACCAAUAAAAAGUUUUGUUGCCGAAGCUGGUAAAAAUGUUACUUUACCAUGUCCAGGAGUAAAUGAGCAAUCGCUAGUGAACGCCUUGAAAUGGAGAACAACUACAACGAUUGCCCACUAUUCGAACGGAAUACCACUUGUACACAAUCACAGAAUGACGCUCUCACCCCAAGAUUUUAGUUUACAAUUUCAUCCGGCAUUAUCAACAGACACUGCCGAGUAUAUUUGUCUAGUCAACGAUCGGCACUCGCCAGAAGCCAUUAUCGAUUUAUUAGUACAAGAUGUUCCUGAUGCACCGGAGCGACCAUUGAUUACAAGUUUUACGUCUCGCUCAAUGAAUUUAUCUUGGGCCCAUUCCCAAGAGCCGCGCAAUGCACGUGUGACGCAUUUUCUAGUUGAGACCAGGGUUGGAGAAAAUGGACCCUGGGAUCAGGUGCCACAAAUUAAUACCAAAUCAAAUAUCACAUCGUAUCAGGUAACCGGUUUGAUACCAUUUACGGUCUACAGCUUUCGACUACGUGCUGUUAAUAAAUUAGGUAUUAGCGCUCCGUCCAAGGAAUCAUAUUAUAUUGUAUCAUUAAGAGAAGUUCCCAUUGGACGCCCUAUAACUACUAUCGCCCACAAUACAUCGUCUAGUUCGAUUUACAUAUCAUGGAAACCGCCGCCGGCCGAUACAAUAUUAGGCGAAUUCCUUGGCUAUCGCAUAACGUACCGCGUCCGUGAGAGGCACAAUGACACAACCGAAGAGAUCUAUAUAAGAGACAGCAGCGUUGAGAGCCACGAAAUUCAUAACCUGGAAACCUACACACAAUAUCUUGUGUCAUUGCAAGUAUUCAACCCAGAGGGACCAGGUCCAGCUACAACUGUGCUCGUGAUGACUGACGAAGGAGUGCCAAGUAAGCCGCUCAAUUUGACAGUAUUAGAAGUGACAUCAACUACAAUAACAAUUGGAUGGCGCGAUCCAGAAAAUUUGAAUGGUGCAAUUGUGGGAUAUCGCGUCUUUUACAUUCAUCAAAAUCAAACGUAUUUUGCUACAGUACGCAGUGGCACCGGUGCUGGUGAAAUGAUCAGAUAUGAUUUAUGCGAUCUUAAGCCAUAUUCGGAAUACAAAAUCACGGUGAAAGCAUUUACAUGGAAAAAUGAAGGCGAAGCAUCCGAUGCGGUCACACAACGAACGGAUAUCAGUGGCCCAAGCGCACCCAUUGUUUCUAAUUUAACCUGUCACAAUCUCGACGCAUUGUAUUUGAGGUGGAAACGACCCGCCGAAUAUUACAACACUAUUGAUUACUAUAUUGUUAGUUUUCGAUCCGUUGCACAGCAUGAAUUCCAAGAAAUUAAAAUAAAUGCAUCGGCCAGGCAUUUGGAGACAGCGAUGGUUCUACCUAAUUUAACCACUGACACAUUUUACGAAGUAAAGGUUCGUGCGGCAUCAAUAAGCACCAUUAACACACGACAGGUCAUUUUGGGCUCAUAUUCUGAACCACAGAAGAUUUUGUUACAGCUCAAUUGUGAGAAAAUUCAACCACUACAGCAAAAAACUCCAAAUGAUUACAACUUGGCAAUGAUGGUUGGUGCAUUAUUCAGUUGCUUUGGAAUUAUUUUAAUUCUAUUGGCAUUUGUAUUGUGGCGAAAAUGCUUCCACGCCGCAUACUACUAUUUGGAUGACCCUCCUCCUAAUAAUUGCCAACCGUUAAUUGAUUGGGAUCAACCGGUUGAGGUUGGUGGCGAAAUACGAUCAGCGGUGCCAAUAAAUGAAUUCGCCAAACAUGUUGCUGAAUUGCAUGCUGACGGUGACAUUGGAUUCAGCAAAGAGUAUGAGGCAAUACAAAAUGAAUCAAUUAACGAAGAAUAUCCGUCAGAGCAUUCACAACAUCCCGAUAAUAAACAGAAAAAUCGAUAUUUGAAUAUUAUCGCAUACGAUCACUCACGAGUUCAUUUGCGGCCGCUUGGUCGACAGAAAAAAUCAGUCGAUUACAUAAAUGCAAACUACAUCGAUGGUUAUCAGAAGACGCGUGCAUUCAUUGGAACACAAGGUCCACUUCCAGGUACAUUCGAUUGCUUUUGGCGUAUGAUUUGGGAGCAACGUGUUGCCAUAAUUGUAAUGAUAACGAAUCUGGUUGAACGUGGACGAAGAAAAUGCGAUAUGUAUUGGCCAAAAGAUGGCACCGAAACCUACGGCAUUAUUCAAGUAAAACUCGUACAAGAAGAUGUCAUGGCCACAUACACAGUACGAACAUUUGUAAUAAAACACUUGAAACUUGCAAAGAAGAAUAAAAGCGCCACAGAAAAAACGGUUUAUCAAUAUCAUUACACAAAUUGGCCCGACCAUGGUACGCCCGAUCAUCCAUUGCCCGUUUUAGAUUUUGUCAAAAAAUCAGCGGAAGCAAAUCCGCGUGAUGCAGGUCCAAUUGUUGUACAUUGCAGUGCCGGUGUCGGAAGAACCGGAACCUAUAUUGUGUUAGAUGCAAUGCUAAAACAAAUCGAACACAAAGGUGUACUGAAUGUGUUUGGAUUUUUGCGACAUAUUCGAAAUCAGCGCAACUUUUUAGUGCAAACAGAAGAACAGUACAUCUUUAUUCAUGAUGCGUUGGUUGAAGCGAUAACCAGUGGCGAAAUAAACAUUAAAGCAGAUAUGAUAAUUGAGAUAAAAGACAAUUACAAUUUGCUGGCAACACAUUUUAAGUUAAUUACACAGUUCCAAGCAAAGGAUGUGCACACAGCGUCGGCCAUGAAGCCAGUAAAUGUGUGCAAAAAUCGAAGCUCAUUGUUACCAUUGGAAGGAAGUCGAGUGCAUUUAACCCCACGGCCAGGUGAAGAUGGAAGCGAUUACAUAAAUGCCACUUGGUUACAAGGUUUUCGUCGACUUCGUGAUUUUAUUGUGACACAACAUCCCCUAGUGAACACAAUAAAUGACUUUUGGCAAAUGAUUUGGGAUCAUAAUGUUCAAACAAUUGUGUUACUGUCAUCGCUUGAUGAUAUUUCUUACCAACAAUUUUGGCCAGACGAUUCGCUAACGAUUGAAAGUGACCACUAUAGAAUAAAUUAUAUUUCGAAAAUGAACAAAUGUGACUAUGUGUGUCGUGAUUUUGUGAUGCAAUCGAUACAAGACGAUUAUGAGCUUAACGUACGUAUGUUGCAUUGUCCGAGCUGGCCUGAGUUGGGUCAUCCAUCUAGUAUUUACGAUUUUAUUGUUGACGUGCAUCAGCGUGGCAACGAAUACAGAAACGGUCCCAUUGUUGUUAUCGACAGAUAUGGAGGUACCGAGGCAUGUUCGUUCUGUAUUAUAACAUCGCAAGCAAUGCAAUUGGAAUAUGAUAGCACUGCAAAUGUGUAUACAUAUGCAAAGCUAUAUCACAAUAAGCGUCCUGGCGUAUGGCAAUCGGUUGAUGAUCUCAAACAAAUUUACCGCAUUCUAUCGUAUCUACCAUCUGACCUAACGCUACUGAAAUCAACAGAGAUGCGCACUGAAAUAGAAGAUUGCACAACUGCAACGCCAGAUUUAUACAGUAAAAUUUGUAGUAAUGGUAAUAUUAGCUCUAGUUUGAAUACAACACAAAAUUCAAUUAUAGCAACAAAUGGUGGAACAACGGUCAAAUUGAACGGUGGCAUCAUUAGCAAUGGCAAUAAUGACGAAUUUUCGAUUGUCGUCACCGAACCGGAUAACAUAAACGUUUAAUUUAAUUGUACGAAUCAUCUCGACAUUUUUACCGUACCGUCUUCAAGUCAUUUAUGAAUCUGGUUCUACUUUGAGUUUUCUGUCGUUUGAUUGGAUUGCAUUUUCAAUGCGAAAAGAGUUUUUUUUCUAAACUAUUUUUCACUGCAAAGCAAUAAAUCAAUAAAAAUUAUUAUUAAUCAAUAAUUAUUCGUCCAAAGAAAUUGUUCUGAAAUAAUUCAGAAAUCGCAUUCGUUUUCGCGAUAAACUUUUCAUUUCCAAUUUUAAAAUGACAGAUGCUUAAAUUUCAAUUGAAUUAAAUUAAUUUAAAUCAAAUUGAUUAAACUCCAUACGCCAUUUCGAUGAUCGAUUUUCGAAUAAAAUUCCAAAAUCAUAAAAUAGUUGCGCAGAAAUGAACUGAAAGUAGACAAGAUCGAACGAGCAAACGUUUAGUUGGAUUGAGUCAUAUAAUUAAAACAAGAUACACAUUUAUGGCGAAAAAAAAAUAAAAAGAAAAAAAACAAGACGAACGAAUGAAUGAAUGAACGAAUAAAUGGAUAAAUAAAAUACUCUUUGCGGGCGUUUUUUUUAAAUGAUGCACUAUUAUUUUUCGAAAAGACUGGUUUUUCUACAAUUUUUUAUGAUUAUUAACUAAAAUAAACGAAAAUUAAUUCACACGUUACAGGAUUGAGCCUUCAUUUUAUAUGCCAGCAUAUAUUUGUGCAACAACUGUUUUGAAGGCAAAUUCGAACGAAAUAAAAUGCAGUAAAUAGUUUAAUUCUAGCAGAUGAAAAUGAAUUUUGAUCAGCUUAAAGCCAAAUCAACGCCACCAUGUUUCCAUUUAACUCUCUUUGUAUAAUUUGUGUUGUUGUCAUUUUCAAUUCAAGUUCAAUGUACAUUUUUCUCGUUUGUUCAGUUUUUCCCUAUUUUAUUCACUUUCUCGAUAAAUCGAUGUAAUUGUACAACAAGAUAAUGUAAUAUAAUGUGCAAAUUUGAUUCUUAAUUGAUUUAUUUCAAAACAUUUUGACAUUUUGAACGAAUGACUUUUCACUUGCUGGAAUUAAUUCCGUACAUUGCUACAAUUUUAUAGAGUCGUAUUUUAUCUGGUGUGCGUACUUCAUUUUCAUUAUUUCAUUGCCAUUGCACCGUAUGUUCCUCAUUUGUUUUAUGCAUCCCAUAGUCUCCUGCAAAAAAAUAAUUGAAAUCAUUACAUUUAAAAAAAAACACACACACACGGAAUAAUUGUGUUUUAUUCAAACGAAAAACAGUCAUCAAAACCUUGAAUUCUGUUUGAAAAACUAUAGAAAUAUAUGAUAAAAUGAUACACAAAGAACAUGUAACAGAAUUUAAACAAAAAAAAAAAACUUUCUCUACUAUGUAAAAUAUCGAUAAUAAGAUAAAGUACAUGAAAUAUUAUUGUACGUAAAUUUAAUAAAAGUAAAAAUUAAUUAGUGUUUUAACAAAAAAAAAUUCCAUCAAAAAAAUCACCGCAAAAUAGAAAAAAAACAUUUUCUUUUGCAAAAAAGCAAACAUUUUAAUGACUAAAAAUUAAAUUUAAAAGAAUAACGCAAAAUGUGUGAAAUGUGAGUUUUAGCAACAGAGAGACCGAAAAGAAUAGGGAAAGCGACAACAAAUGUGUGUAUGAACACAAGUAUAAACAAACAAACAAAUAUUAGAUUAACAAUUGCGAACUAUAUUCGCAAACAAAAAAAAAUCACAUUAAAUAAUAAAUUUAUUGAAAUAAUCGUAGUGAAAUACAUGUGAUUCAAUGAAAAUGUAUAUGAAUUGAACCCACUAUCUCAUUUUAACAAAUAUUUACAGCACAAUUCCAACGAAAAUACCACAAAACAUAAAUACUGUACUGUUAUUUUCAAUCAUGUUUUGAAUUUCGUUUUGUCUCUCUUGCGGCUCGAUUCGAAUCAAUAAACCUGAACAAAAGUUGAGCAGCAUGCGAAAUGAAAUUCAAAAUAAGAUAUAUAUAUCUAGUCUUAUACGAUUUUGUGCGAAUACGAUAUCGUUGGACAAUCCAAGACGAAUCAAUUUUACAUGUAAAACCAAAAUUUAAACAAAACAAAAACUAUAUAUAUAUUUAAUGAAUAAAAUCGGCUGAAGCAAUGAACAAUCUUGGAUUCCAUUCAAAACCCUUGAAUGCACGAAAUGCAUUGAAUACAUCACUGAAAUCAAUUCAAUAUAUUUUCAAUGAUUUGGAAUCUAUUCUAUAUGGAGAAUGGAUUAUCCUUUUGAUUUUGAAGAGUUUUUUUUUAAACACACAUUUUUACCAUCUUUUACAAUAUUCGUACAUGUGUAAAAUAUGUUAUUUAUGCCGAUGAAAUUAUAAUAUAUUAAUACCACGUAGUUGCCAUCAACAUAUGAUAAACUGCAAACAGAGUUUCUGAAGUGCGCGUAAAGGUUGCAAUUAAUAAACCCAACGAAAUGAUCUUCUGAAUUGAACCAGUGAAAACAUUACAAAGUGUUAGCCCGUAAAGCCCGUUAUAGUAAUAUUGGAAGAAGAGCAAGUGUCCAUUUACCCCCUUCCAUCUAUGGAAUGCAUUUCCUUUGAACGAUAAUUCAAUGGGAUUUGGAAAAAACGUCUUUCAUCAUUCGAAAGUUUUUUUUUCCGGUGAAACUCUUGAAAAUCACUGACAAAGAUUUACUGCACAAAAAUCUCAUUGAAUUUUUAGUGGGGGAAAAACAUUCUUUGGCUCGAAUACAUUGCUUCUAACCUAAUUAUAGCUGUGUAGUUGAAUUGAAUAACUGCAAAAUGUAGUUAUAUUUCCUAAAAGAGAAACAUUGGUAUCCCACUCAUUUAAGAAACUUCACAAAAAUUAUUGUCAAAUAGAGAUUUUUGUUCAUUUCUGAUUUGAUUUAGUGUGGUGAAUUUAGUUUAAAUUAAUUACAUUUUUUUUAAAUAUUUUAUUGUGUUUAUAGUGGAAUCAAUAAAUUUCUCAAUGGAUGCAUAAUUAGAACUGUUUCCAAUACUUUUUUCAAUUUGAAAUUUAAAACUUCAAAAAAAAAAGUUCCGAAAAAUGUAAUUGGUUUUGACGAAAUUUACGAAGUCAAUUGUAAAACAGUGUAUAAUUUGAUAAUGUUUGCAAAGUGUUGCACUUUAGGUCUCAUAUUCAAAUGAAAAUCACAUUUUUCGAUUUUAUUUUUUCUUCAAAGAACUAGUCUGGAAUCAUGAACUUCCGAAUCAUUUUCGAAAACAUUAAAUGGUUUGGAAUGUUGAAGUCAUCGAAGACUGAAUAUGUCUUAAUAUUAAAACAUAUAUUUAACCAAUAAACAACAGUUUUUGCAAAUAUUCUAAAACAACAAAAUAUCAAAACACACAACAGUUUCACAAACAACAAAAAUCACCAAUGUUCAUUUAAAAUAAUAAACAAAACCAACACAACAUGUGACCAAACACCAUUUUUAUUCGAAUAAAUUUAAUAUAUUGAACAACAGUUUUAAGAUGAACUAUUUUGGUAAUGUAAAAAAAAACAACAAUAACAAAAACUUGUUUCCAAAAAUGUUAGCAGCAAAAUCUAUCAAUUAAUUUUUCAACCGAAUUUAUUUCGAUUAUUUAUAAUUCGAUCUUUUUUUUACAUUUACGUAGCCCAAUUCAAUGCACAUAUACAAUAAAAUGGAUAGUUGGAUUUUGUUAAUAACAAAACAGUGAAAAAUGAACGUUUGAAAAUGCGAUAAAUUUCUAUAACAAAAUUAAACACCAUCGCAAGUAAUUUUCUGUUCAAAUUUUGAAUAUUGAAUAAAACAAGCAUGAAUUUCACAAAUAACAAUAAUUUCUAUGGCAAUCAAAUAGAAGCUUCAAAUAAAAAUGCAAUAGUCUUGUUUUAAUUCAAUCUGAACCAGCACCGAUCUUAGUUAUUUCAGUACAUAUGACCAUGUAAAUAUAAACAUAAACAUAAUUUAUGUGUGCACGCAAAUCGUGACGAGUAUGUAUGGGCCCUAUGGGGAGUAUAAUUUUUUAGUUACUCAUAAACGUAUAUUUGUUAAAAUUGAUAUGAAAGCAAAUUAGAUGGAAAAAUAAAAUGAAUUAAAGAACAAUUUAACUUUAGUUUCUAAGAAAUAAGGACAGAAAAGUGAAUUCAUAUUAUGCAUUUAAGGGACAGACGACAAAAGAUGUAAAAACAAAAACAUUUGCAAACUCAAAAUUAGUGGACAUUAAAUGCCGUUUCAAAUGGAAACCAUGAAAAUAGGUAAUUCCGAUUAUGGAAAUUAUUUGUCACACAACAGAUAGACGAAAAUAUACUUACAAUCUCACAUUAUACACGUAAAUUGUAGCCGUGUAAAAUUAAAAACUGAAUAAAUAAUAAAUAUUUGCUUUUAACAUUA
Contarinia nasturtii (swede midge) is the source of this 9095-nucleotide messenger RNA. RefSeq names its product tyrosine-protein phosphatase 99A (gene Ptp99A). NCBI's taxonomy places the organism in Eukaryota, Metazoa, Arthropoda, Insecta, Diptera, Cecidomyiidae. The record is from RefSeq and is a predicted model, not a curated record. The coding region runs from base 1011 to 4787 and encodes 1258 amino acids. The transcript is spliced from 21 exons. Gene Ontology annotation, molecular function: protein binding; protein tyrosine phosphatase activity. Gene Ontology annotation, biological process: protein dephosphorylation.